Messenger RNA from Gekko japonicus, 969 nucleotides. It is a transcript of the gene SHOX, whose product is annotated as short stature homeobox. The transcript has 6 exons. The record is from RefSeq and is a predicted model, not a curated record. Gene Ontology annotation, biological process: regulation of transcription by RNA polymerase II. The coding region runs from base 1 to 885 and encodes 294 amino acids. Gene Ontology annotation, cellular component: nucleus. Lineage: Eukaryota; Metazoa; Chordata; Lepidosauria; Squamata; Gekkonidae. Gene Ontology annotation, molecular function: sequence-specific double-stranded DNA binding; DNA-binding transcription factor activity, RNA polymerase II-specific.
AUGGAAGAGCUGACCGCGUUUGUCUCCAAAUCUUUCGACCAGAAGAGCAAGGAGAGCAGCGGCGGCGGAGGAGGCGGCGGCGGCAAGAAGGACACCAUCACCUACCGGGAAGUUUUGGAGAGCGGACUGGCGCGCUCGCGGGAGCUGGGCAACGCCGACGGCCCCAGCCUGCAGGAGCUGGCCGAGACCGGCGCCCACUGCCCGGUGCACCUCUUCAAGGAGCACGCCGAGAGCGACAAGGACAAGCUGAAGGACUUCAACCACGCCGGCCGGACCGCCGAAGGGAUCUACGAGUGCAAGGACAAGCGGGAGGACGUGAAAUCCGAGGACGAGGACGGGCAGACGAAACUCAAGCAGCGGCGGAGCAGAACCAACUUCACACUGGAGCAGCUGAACGAGCUGGAGAGGCUCUUCGACGAGACGCACUACCCGGACGCCUUCAUGCGGGAGGAGCUGAGCCAGCGGCUGGGCCUGUCGGAAGCCAGGGUCCAGGUUUGGUUCCAGAACCGAAGAGCCAAAUGCCGAAAGCAGGAGAACCAGAUGCACAAAGGGGUGAUCCUCGGGACGGCCAGCCACUUGGACGCCUGCCGGGUGGCCCCUUACGUCAACAUGGGGGCGCUGCGGAUGCCUUUCCAACAGGUCCAAGCUCAACUGCAGCUGGAAGGAGUCACCCAUGCACACCCUCACCUCCACCCUCACCUGGCUGCGCAUGCCCCUUACCUGAUGUUCCCUCCUCCCCCUUUUGGACUCCCAAUUGCCUCCUUGGCAGAUUCUGCCUCUGCAGCUGCCGUGGUGGCUGCAGCUGCAAAGAGCAACAGCAAAAACUCAAGUAUCGCGGAUUUGAGGCUGAAGGCCAGGAAACACGCAGAGGCCCUGGGGCUUUGACAUUUCCUUCCCAGAUGCCUGUUCGUUGCUAAGGAUGGACAAUAACUCUCCCUCCUCGUCUCCUUUAGCCCAUCUCCAAGCUUG